AUGGUCGGGGUGGCGCGGGGCCGGGCCGGGACGACUUCAGGGGACCCAGCCGGGUCGAGCCCCGAGAGCCGCCGAGGCCCCGACAGUCGCUCGGCGACGCGCCCCCCGCACUCCCCGCCCCGGGCCGCUCUUGGGCCCCCGGGGACCUCACUCGCGCGCUUGCGUGCUGCGGCCAGAGCGCCGGGCCCCAACAGCCCUGAGCGGGCUGGGGGCGGCGCGCUGGGAGGGCGGAGAGCGGCGCGUGGGGGGUGGGUGGGUGGGUGUCGGGGUGGAGAUGUAGAAGAUGUGACGCCGUGGUCCGAGUGCCAGACCUGCGGACGCGGUGCCCGCGGCUGCAAUCGGAUCCCGGGCGCUGCAGUCGGGAGGCAGCCCUCUCGAGAGUGGCGACCGCGGAGACUCCGAGCCCCAAACCCCCGCUCCCGGGCCGCCCGGCUCCCUGCGCUCCUGGGCCCGCAGAGGCCAGGGCCGAGCGGCGCAAGGCUGGGGGCCAGCGGCCGCGGCCGCGCGCCGCCGGGUGGGCGGCUGGGGGGCCGGGGCCGGGGCCGCGUCCCGGAGCAGGUCGGAGGCCGGGGCCGAGGCCGGGGAGCAGCGGCUCCCCGCGCGGCUGCAGGAGCGCGGGGAUCCCGGCAGGGUCCCGGUGGGGCCAUGGCCGCCGGGAGCAUCACCACGCUGCCCGCCCUGCCAGACGACGGUGGCAGCGGCGCCUUCCCGCCCGGCCACUUCAAGGACCCCAAGCGGCUGUACUGCAAAAAUGGGGGCUUCUUCCUGCGCAUCCACCCCGACGGCCGAGUGGACGGGGUCCGGGAGAAGAGCGACCCUCACAUCAAACUCCAACUUCAAGCGGAAGAGAGAGGCGUUGUGUCUAUCAAAGGAGUGUGUGCGAACCGCUAUCUCGCUAUGAAGGAAGAUGGGAGGUUACUGGCUUCCAAAUGUGUUACAGACGAGUGUUUCUUUUUUGAACGACUGGAAUCUAACAACUACAAUACUUACCGCUCAAGGAAAUACUCCAGUUGGUAUGUGGCACUGAAACGAACUGGGCAGUAUAAACUUGGACCCAAAACAGGACCUGGGCAGAAAGCUAUACUUUUUCUUCCAAUGUCUGCUAAGAGCUGAUCUAAUGGCGACACCUGAUCUCA
This is a messenger RNA of Rhinolophus ferrumequinum (greater horseshoe bat), 1136 nucleotides long. RefSeq names its product fibroblast growth factor 2 (gene FGF2). The record is from RefSeq and is a predicted model, not a curated record. Gene Ontology annotation, cellular component: cytoplasm. Gene Ontology annotation, molecular function: fibroblast growth factor receptor binding; growth factor activity. Lineage: Eukaryota; Metazoa; Chordata; Mammalia; Chiroptera; Rhinolophidae. Gene Ontology annotation, biological process: regulation of cell migration; fibroblast growth factor receptor signaling pathway; animal organ morphogenesis.